AUGGGCAGGAUUGAACUGGUUGAGAAAGUUGUAGUUGCACCUGAGCAGCCAACACCUUGCAAGAGAAUGUUCUUGUCAAAUAUUGACCUGUCCCUUGUUGUAUACCAAGACUCUGCAUCCUUUUUUGAUCCUCCAAGCAGCCAAAUGAGCUUUAAUGAGAUUUGUAGCAAAUUAUACAGUGCACUCAGUAAAAUGCUUGUGCAUUAUGACUUUAUGGCUGGUCGGCUAGUGCCCAGUUUGGAGGAGAAUCAUCGGUUUGAAAUAGACUGUAAUGGUGCUGGUAUUGUGGUUGUAGCUGCAAGAACUGAAAGAAAACUGAGUGAAUUUGGUGUGAUCUCUGCACCUAAUCCAGAGUUAAGGGAAUUGGUUGUUUUCUUGGAUGCAGAGGGUGAACAUGUAACUGACCUGAAAGAAAAACCCCUUGUAUCCUUGCAGUUAACACAGUUUGGUUGUGGAAGUUUGGCACUUGCUUCUCACUACAACCACUGCACACUGGAUGGUAUUGCAGUCAGAGAUUUUGAGGUGAAUUUGGCUGCAUUAACACGAGGUAAUGACCUCAUAAUAGUACCUAAUGCAGAUAGAAAACUGCUAAGAGCUCGCAACCCUCCAAAGAUAAAUCAUCCACAUUUUGAGUAUUCAAAAUCUACUGGCAUACAGAACUUGUUUACUGUCCGAGGCACAAGUGGAAUCAAUGUCAGACAGUCCGUGACAGAAAAUCAAAUUCAUUUGCUUUAUUUAUCACCUCAAAGAAUUUCCAGCUUCAAAAUGAAAGCUCUGAAGGACAACAACUUAAAGAAUAUCUCCACUUUUCAAGUUGUUGCUGCAAAAAUAUGGAAGGCAAGAAGUAUUGCAACAAAGAUGGCAGAGGAUAAAGUAUCAACAAUGUUGUUUCCAGUAGAUGUUAGGAAAAGGGUUGUUCCUGAGCUUCCAGAUCAGUUUGCAGGCAAUGCAUUGGUUCCUGGUUUUGCAAGAGCAACUGUGAGGGAACUCCAGGAACUAGAAGAUGCUUGUCACAUAAGGAAAGUACAAGAAGGGAUUGAAAGAUUGGAUGAUGAGUAUAUUAAGUCAGGUAUAGAUUGGUUGGAGGUGAAUAGAGGGGCACCUUGUAGGGAUUAUAGUUUUUCUUUGGUGUCAUGGUGGAGACUUGGACUUGAGGAGCAACUUUUUGCAUGGGGUAGACUAAAAUGUGCCACUCCGCUUGCAGUUAAGCCUGGUUUGGUCAUGCUCUUGCCAGGGCCACAAGAUCAAGGUGGUCUUAGUAUAUGCCUAGAUUUACCUGAGGAUCAAAUGCAGGAGUUUUCUAGGAUAAUGCUGGAAAUUUAG
This is a messenger RNA of Abrus precatorius (Indian licorice), 1323 nucleotides long. Its product is annotated as shikimate O-hydroxycinnamoyltransferase-like. Gene Ontology annotation, molecular function: acyltransferase activity, transferring groups other than amino-acyl groups. Bases 1 to 1323 code for a protein of 440 amino acids. The transcript has 2 exons. The record is from RefSeq and is a predicted model, not a curated record. Lineage: Eukaryota; Viridiplantae; Streptophyta; Magnoliopsida; Fabales; Fabaceae.